GAGUCUGAACUUAACGAGGCGCACCUGGGUCGGCGCAGAGGCGAAAACCCCGCCUGUGGCCGGAGGAGGCGCACCAGAACUCGGCGAGAGAAUCAAUCGGCCUCGGCGGCGGAAGAGACGCCACGCGCCGUGCGGCCGCAAGAGGGGGCCUUUUCCCCUUCCGGCGAGUUGGGUGACUCAGAAUGGACCUAAUACUUCCAUUUAAAGUUGGAGGUGUUGUAGAGUUAAGAUCCUUCGAUGCUGGUUACAGGGGUGCAUGGUUCCGUUGCAAGAUCAGCGAUAUGUGUAUCAGGAAUGGUCACAUGGAGUAUCAGGUUGAGUAUAUGGACUAUCCAGAGGAAAAAAGGAGCUGGAGUAGACUCUACAAAGUUCCCCCAAAAUACCGUCGGAAAGCAGGUCGGAAAGCAGGACAGAAUAGGGAGCUCAUGCUACGACCUCCUUUUCCUCCAUGGUGUCGGGAUAAUGAUAUUCCUGAGCAUGGCCAGAAGAUGGAUGUUCUAGCAGUUGUAAGCAGCCCUUGGAAAGUUGGUGACUUGAUUGACUGGCGGCACACCAGUUGUUUCUGGACCGGGAAAAUUACCGAGUUACUGGGCGAUGACAAAGCUAUGAUAGUUUGUCCUGAAAUACCGCUAGGUGAAGGUGGAUGCUAUGAAGUCGAUCUUGAUGACCUGAGGCCAGCACUUGAUUGGUCCCUCGAAAAAGGGUGGAGCGCUCCUCUUUCAAAGGAAAAUGGUGAAUGCUGGUAUACUGCCCGUUUGGUCACAGAGAACCCAGAUACAGGAAGUAGCAGCUCAGAUGAGGACAUUGAGCAAUCUGAUGACGGUAUCAAGGAAGUACAAAAGUGCUGGAAUGGAUCAUUUGACACAGCGAAGCAGGAACAACACAAUUGCUUGAAUGGAUCAUGUGUUACCGCGGAGAAAGUGAAGGACCCGGAUGUAAAACAUCCAGCCAGUAGAAAUGGCAGGCACUGCAUGAAGAGUCAACCACAUAGCGAGGAGGAACCACAAAAAUGCACGAACGAAGAGCCUGAUACGUCUCUAGUGGUCAUCCGCCCAAAAGCGCAACUUACGCCUGAUGAAAGUGAUGAAUGCUGCACAAACAUCCAGGCUGAGUAUCCAACAUCCCCAAUGGCCAAUUCAGGACAUUCUUGUGAGUUCCUUACCAGUGGCCAAUCAGGUCUCACCAGUUUGAAAAAACUCAAGACCUCAACCGAGUGCGCAUCAGUUCAGCAGCCUCCUGGCACUGCUGGUGACGCGUUGAUGGAUCUGGAGAAAGUAGCAAGUAAAAUCAGAAGGGCCCAGGAUCUCCUGCAAUCUAUCGACGAUACUCCAUCAAGCAGAGCGCCUUCUUGGCGAUUGUAUCGGUAAAGCAUAACUGAAGUUAUGUGGCUUCUGACUAUAACCUGAUGUAGCUAGUGCUCGACUCCCUGGUUAUGCUAGUUAGUUGGAAUCUCUGGAAGAAGUGGAGAUGCAGCAAUGGAAGGCGCAGCAGCAGCGGGGUCUGAUAGCUUUUGUGACGAGUAAAGAGUUAGCUUCUCCCAGGCAAAUAAAUGGUGGCCGGGUCUAGAUCUGUAUCGGUCUUUUUUCAAUCUUCCUCAGCUC
Lolium rigidum is the source of this 1601-nucleotide messenger RNA. RefSeq lists its product as uncharacterized. Bases 183 to 1367 code for a protein of 394 amino acids. Lineage: Eukaryota; Viridiplantae; Streptophyta; Magnoliopsida; Poales; Poaceae. The transcript is spliced from 7 exons. The record is from RefSeq and is a predicted model, not a curated record.